AUGAGUGAGAUUCUCGAGUUCACUGGCGAAGCAAGGACGUGGGUGCUGAGGCGGCACCGCAUCCUUGGCAAGGGCAGCUUCGGUUGUGCGACACUGUAUGAAGACAUGCACGCUGCGGGUAGGUUCGUUGUUGUGAAGGAUGUGAACCUGCAGACAAUGAAGAAGGAAGACGAAAUGAAGUCGCUAGAGAUGGAGGUGGCGAUUCUGCGCCGCUCGCGCGGGCACCCGAACAUUGUGCAGUUCCUUGACUACUACCACGAUGGAGACUUCAUGGUGUAUAUCGUGAUGGAGUACUGCGCGGCGGGCGACAUGGGGCAGCUCGAGGAGCAGCUGCAGUACCGCACGUCGCACCAGCCGGAGAGCUUCGUUGCCUCGGUGUUGAUACAGAUACUCGCCGGAUUGCACUUCCUGCACGUUGAGCAGCACACGCUGCACCGCGACAUUAAGCCGCAAAAUUUGUUUCUCUGUGGUGACGAGGCUCUCCGCAUCGGCGACUUUGGCGUCUCGACGAUCCUUGAGCAGUUCGGUGGCGUGGCCAAGGCCGUGUGUGGGUCGCCAUUCUACAUGGCCCCGGAGGUGUGUGAAGAAAAGGCGUACGACGGCAAGGCCGAUCUGUGGAGUGUGGGUGUGACGCUGUACGAGCUGAUGGUGCUGGAGCGGCCAUUCACUGCGCGGUCUGUGCCUGCGCUGACGCGGCAGAUCAUACGCGGCGAAUUUAACCCGAUCCCGAGCAGCCUUCCUUACUCGACACAGCUGGUAGAAUUGGUGCAGUCGUUUCUGCAGACAUCCGUCACGUCGCGGCCUACGCUUCGCCGUGCGUUGCGCAGUGCGUACGUGCGAAGCCACCUCGCGUGCGUCCCUCUCAGCUGUCUCGAGUCACCGCACUACACGCGGCUUUUUGGCGAGGAGCUCGUGCGAGGCGCCGUUGCGCAGCGUAGUAGUCGGUCCGCAACUGUGGGUGCGGGCGGCGCUUGUGGAAAGGAGCUGAAGAGCAACAACAAGGACAACAAGCACGAGGAGCCGUCCUCAUCUGCCCGCGGCGAUGUGUCGGAGCUGGAGAUGUGGCUCAAGACGAGCGGAGAGGACGCCGCCGAUGCACUCAUCGGCGCGAGGCGGGGGAGCCAGCAGGUGGCAGGGCGAACAUCACCGCGUCCGGGAGUCGGCGUGGGGGCGACAACGAGAGAUACUCCAAUGGGUGCAAUAUGCACAACGGGACAACAACAACAACAACAGCAGCAGCAGCGUCUCGGGGAUAACGACGACGAAGAGGUAUGGAACGAUGCCUACGAAGACGAUUUUGAGAGUGAAAGCAGCAGCGACGCUGGGGAGUAA
Molecule: messenger RNA, 1332 nt
Organism: Trypanosoma grayi
Lineage: Eukaryota; Euglenozoa; Kinetoplastea; Trypanosomatida; Trypanosomatidae
Product: protein kinase
Exons: 1
Coding region: 1-1332 (443 amino acids)
Biological process (GO): protein phosphorylation
Molecular function (GO): ATP binding; protein kinase activity
Source: RefSeq, a predicted model, not a curated record